Molecule: messenger RNA, 3198 nt
Organism: Saccharomycodes ludwigii
Lineage: Eukaryota; Fungi; Ascomycota; Saccharomycetes; Saccharomycodales; Saccharomycodaceae
Gene: TAF1
Product: histone acetyltransferase
Exons: 1
Coding region: 1-3198 (1065 amino acids)
Biological process (GO): transcription by RNA polymerase II; RNA polymerase II preinitiation complex assembly
Cellular component (GO): transcription factor TFIID complex
Molecular function (GO): histone acetyltransferase activity; RNA polymerase II general transcription initiation factor binding; TBP-class protein binding
Source: RefSeq, a predicted model, not a curated record
AUGAUAGAAAAUACCAACACCGAAAAUAAAGAUUUAACUAAUGAAGAUGCUGCUUAUAGUGCUAUUCUUGGUGGUGAGUUUGGUGCAUUAGAAAUCAAUACAUAUAUUGGAAGUAAAACAAGUGAAGGUAUUUAUGGAGGCGACAAUAAUGAAAAUGAUGACGAAGAAGAAGGUGAAAUUGCACAUUUGCCUGAUGCAAUAGAUUUCGAGGAUGAAGAUGAACUAGCUAGCGAAAGUGAACAACAACAAAAUAAUGAGCAAACUGAAGAAGAUGCACAAACAACAGUAUCAAUGGCGGAGCAAGAAAGACAUGAGUUAAGAAAUGGGAAUACUGAUUAUAUCCAACUUGAAAUUGAUACUGGUACUAGUAAUAACAAUAAUUUAUUUGAAAUGAAUGAAGAAAUUUUUACACUACAUGAAGUAGCACACACCUCUGAUGUUGAAAGAGAAGAAGCAGUAACAUCAACGAAACUUAUAACGAAUAAAGGAAUGGAAUCACCUACAAUGCUAACUUCUACCAAACAAAACGAAUUUCAGAAACUUGCGGAUGAGGAAAAACAAUUAUUAAAAGCUUAUUUCCCCACUUUUAAAAAGGGGAAAUUGCUAAAAUUGACCAAAUUGUUGCCACCAAAACCACAGGAAUAUAAUUGGCAUAACCCAACAAGACCGCUUAAACCACUACUUCCCACAACUUUUAACUUUGAUUUUUGUGCGGACACCAAGGAUUUUUUUAAUAGCGGUAGUACAUUUAGUGGUGUAAAAAAUACGAAUAUAGUUACAGUUAAUUUAAACGAAUUAUUUCUUAUUGGAAAUAAUGGUACUGGUCAGAUGAAUGCUAAAGAUGAAGAAAGUGGAAAGAAUUUAGACACAAAUAGAGGAUUAGAAGAGGAAGAGUCAGAUGCUGUUAAGGAAGAUGGGGAGCUUAAAAAGAGUCCGCUUGCAAGCCAAUUAUUGAGCAAAGUAAACGCUUUAGAACUGGAGUGUGCUACUGAUAACUGGGAUACAGAGUUAAUAAUUAGUGGUGAAAACGCUAGGGGACGAGGUGAAUAUGAAAGCAUCAAAAGCGAUGUAGAAAUAAUAGAAGAAGACUGGAAUUGGAAUGAGGAACAAUUAAUUAAUGGUGAUUUGGGGAAAGUUGAGAAGCCUGUUUUAGAUAUAAAUGAUGAAAGAUUAUUAAUCAAACCAAAACGAGCUACCGCCGAUGACAAUGAGGAAAGCGAUGAAGAGAUAAAGAGGCAAAAGAAGCGUAAAGCCUUUAACUAUUUGCUGAACAGAGCCCCUGAAACAUUGUUAACCAAAUUUAACUUGUCCAAUGAUAAAAGUUAUGAUAUUUUGAAACAGAAUUAUCAAGCUAAAAUUCGGUCGAACUUAUCCAACUUGAAUAUAGAGCACUCAUUACCUGCGUUAAAACUACAAUCUCCAUUUUAUAAAGUUUUGAUGACAAAGGAACAGCUAAGAUUUUUCCAUAAAUAUCAAUUUGGGGCCAAGAUCCGUCCUGGGACUACCAUAUUGUUUAGUAAAUUGAAAACGCGGAAAAGGAAAAGGGAUAGAGGGAAAGAUGUGCGUGAGAGUUUUCAACGCUCUAGCGAUUUAACAAUUGGUGAUACAGCGCCCGUUUUCCUUUUAGAAUAUUCUGAACAGUCGCCUGUUGGGUUAUCCAAGUUUGGUAUGGGAUCGAAACUAAUUAAUUAUUAUAGAAAAAUGAGUGAAAAUGAUACCUCUAGACCCAAGUUACCUGUUGGUGAGACUCAUGUGUUAGGAGUUCAGGAUAAAUCACCCUUUUGGAACUUUGGUUUUGUAGAACCUGGUAAUAUUGUGCCUACCUUGUAUAACAAUAUGAUUAGGGCGCCGGUUUUCAAACAUGAUGCGCUAGCGACAGAUUUUCUUUUAGUUAAGAGUACUGGUUCAGGAAAUGGGACCAGAUUCUACUUGCGUUUGAUAAACAAUCUGUUCACUGUGGGACAAACUUAUCCGUGUUUAGAAAUACCGGGUCCAAAUUCAAGAAAAGUUACUGCUAUGGGGAAGAAUAGACUAAGAAUGGUGGUUUACAGGUUGUUGAACAAAUCGCCGCGUCAUAGAUUAUUAGUUCGACAGGUUUCUAAGCAUUUUCCCGAGCAAAGUGAAAUGCAGAACAGACAAAGAUUAAAGGAGUUUAUGAAAUAUCAACGGGAUGGUGAAGAUCAUGGGUUUUGGAAAUUAAAAGAGGGAGAGACAUUGCCAGACGUUGAAAACAUUCGAAAGAUGAUUACACCUGAAGACUGUUCAUUGAUUGAAAAUAUGAUGCAAGGACAACAGUUUUUGGAUGACGAUAUUUUUGUUAAUUUGGAUGAACAACAACUUAAACUUGAAGAAUCAUUAUCACCUUGGAAUGUUACGAAGAACUUUUUAAAUGCCACACAAAUGAGGGCGAUGCUUGCCAUACAUGGUGAGGGAGAUCCAACGGGAUGUGGAGAAGGGUUUUCGCUUUUGAAAACGUCGAUGAAAGGUGGGUUUAGCAGAAACGACUCUGGUGGUACCACGAAUAAUCAUCACACUUAUAAUGUUGCUCAACAACAAAAGAAUUAUGAAGAGGAGAUUGCGAAAACUUGGUAUAUUCAAGCCAGAGCAUUGAGUGUGAAUAAUCCUUACGAGGAGAUAAACAAUCCUUAUUCAUCGAAUGAAAGUAAUAGAAAGGUGGUUAAGCGUCGAAAAGAUGGGAAAGUAUUGAAAAUAGUACGAAAGAAAAGGGAUGAAAACAAGAUUAUUCAAAGAGAAACUCUUUUUGUUAGAGAUCCAAGGGUAAUCAAUGGAUAUUUGCAAGCUUAUAAGAGGAAGAAUGAGAUUAAAGAGGCUAAUUUGAAUUUAGAUAUUUUGAUGAGUGAUGAUAUUAGUAAAGUUGUUAGUGGUAAAACAGAGGAGGAAAUUACUUUAAAACAGAAAAAAUUAUUGGAAGAACAAUUGAUGAAAUUGCAGAAAUCACAGGAAAGGAGAAAUCAAAGAAAAUUAGCCAAAGAAUUAACUGCUACUGCUGACGGUACUAUGGAUAGUUCCAUUAGUGCUACGGCUAGCAUUUUCAAUAAUGAAGAAAAUAAAAAUGAAACUGUAUUGACUGUCAAUGGGAAGCCAUUAAAGAAUACCAAUAGAAAAUGUGCAAACUGUGGUGCAAUUGGCCAUAUCAAGACAAAUAGAUCUUGUCCAAUGUAUAGUCAAAUGCAAUAG